Molecule: messenger RNA, 4754 nt
Organism: Patella vulgata (common limpet)
Lineage: Eukaryota; Metazoa; Mollusca; Gastropoda; Patellidae
Exons: 4
Coding region: 228-1001 (257 amino acids)
Source: RefSeq, a predicted model, not a curated record
UACCAGUGGUCGGCUGCUAAUGCUUUCCAAGUUUGGCAUCAAUACGUCACACUUGUUUCUAUUCUAACUGGGAAGUAUUCAAAAUGGCGUCAUGACUGGAUUAAAUUCGACGCCGUCUUCGUUUGUAAGCGCUAAACUCGCGAAAGACACCACCCACAGCGGAAUAAAAUGGUUUAUAUAAACAGACAGUUCCUUGUAUGUUCAAGUUGACAACAUUUCGAUGAACAAUGGGAGCUGCUCACAGUAAAAGACAAAAAUAUAAACGUAAGAAAGAAGAGGUUGAUGACUCGUUAUAUCGAGAUUUAGAGCGAUUGCGAAGUUUGUCAAAAACGAGAUUAAAUCGUUUAUCGGCAGACAUCGAAAACAUGAAUACAGCAGAUUAUUUACCCCAUGAAUAUAAAAUGUGUGAUUCAGUCGAGGAAAGUAGUGUUCCUACAGUAACAGAUCAUCCCACAAUUCAGCAUAAUAUCAACUUGAAAUACCCACAAAGUGUUCGACAUAUAAGCCUGGAUGAUCACCCAGUGCUUACUAAACUACAAAAUAAACAAAACGCCAGACUGGAAAGUAUGGAACAGCGUAUGGAAAGAAUUCGAACAAAUGCAAUGCAAGCCGCAGAGAGACGUAAAUUUGCACACAUGUUUAAAGCCAAAAACGAUGUGGAUCGAACAAACGAAUUACUUAAAGAAGCAACCAAUGCAUUGGAGGAGAUGAAACGCCAGCAGAAACAAAAUAGAACUUUAACGGAGCACGGUGAUCAAGGGGAGAUUAUUCCCGUUAAAAUAUUACAGAAAGAUUAUGACCAGGGUGACCAGGGCAAGAAGAAACAUGUGAAUGUUUAUCAAGAUGAUCAGACUUUACUUAUAGGUGGUCUUAGACUUAAUGAUCCAAUCACAUGGCUACUUCUUCCUCUAAUGCUUCCAAUCGUUUUAAUUGUGUACCUGAUGCGUGGAAUAAUGACACAUCACCCGAACAGGAAAAAACAGAGUUCCCCCGCUAGAUAAAUAGCGCUACAGCUCCACAAGGCCUUAUGAACAAUGUUUAUUGUCACAAAUAGUGCUAUAUAUCGAUUAUUCUUAUUUUAUUUGACAACUCUUGUUGUUUAUAUAUCUAUAUGUAUAUAUAUAUAUAUAUGGUUAAUUAUUUUGUAGUGGUUUCGAAAUUAGGAAAUACACAGGCUGGAGCUAUCUCCCUAUAGCUAUCCAUUAAGUAAGUAAGUCAUCAAAUUUAUGUGUAGAUCUAGGCUUGGUUUAUCUACAUGGUUAAAUGCUAUAUUAGUGUUAGGUGUAUUUAACAUUUUGUGUUUGUUAAACUUAAACCACAAAUAAACAAACUUUUGUCAGAUCCAUUUUAUGGGUACUUUCAAUAAGUAGGAAUACAGAUCUGAUAUAGAUAUUAAUAAUCCCUUGAUAAAUUAUAUGCUCUUUCACAUAGAUAUGAAAAAGCCAUUCAAAUCAAAUCUGAAGAUCUAACUUUUAGAAAAGUAUUUAUGACCAGAAUACAUUUUGAUUUACUAGUAAUCUUGAUACCAUCAGUUGGUUCUUUAAGAUCAAACUAUUUGAAUAUGUCCGUACACUUGGACCUCAGUGUAGUUGGGGUUUACUGGAUGAGUUUCAGUAAAAAUCAUCUACUCUGGAGGUAGAGUUAUUGACACUCAAGUGUAAUGAUGAUCGGAACCAGGCAUAAAAUACAUGUAUCCUAAAGGUCCUUCUUGGCCAACGUUGAGAUUUAAUCCCCUGGGCACUGUAGUACUUCUUGUGUACUGACGGCUAACUUAUUACCAUGUAGGAGAUUAACCCAGUGUGUAGCUAAGUGUGUUACAAAGUCUUGAAGUGUCUUCUUUUAUACUUUUUAUAAUCAAAGGUAACUUGAUGUCAAAAAUCAUAUUUUCUGGUCAAAAAUAAAUGUGGUGAAAAGUUCUAGUCAAAGUUAUCAACAUGGUGCUAUGAUGUAAAUGUUAAUGGUCACUAUGUGUGUGACUGCUAAAUUUAGCUUAUCUUGGUCUUGCUUUCAGUCUAGUACUAAUAUUAGCUAGGUACAGUAAUUGUUGUAUUAUUCACGUGAUGACAGAGACUAAACAUCAUGUCAACAAUUUUAUUACAAACACCAUGUGGAGCCAAUCAAAUACUGAGUUUGACGGUAAUCAGACAAAGUUAUGUAGAUAGAACAAAAUAUCUUAAUGGAAAACAUGAUAAUUCAUGAGAUCAACAUUAUGUAAUUUUGUUUUAAAUUUUAAAUCUGGCAAAAUAUUUAGCAAAAUAUUUAGCAAAAUAUAGACCUUUCUUUAUCAAGGCUAGUUAACAUAUUGAACUAAUUGGAAGACCGAAAUAGAUAUAGCUGUGUAUAGUAUUUAUUUAAAGCCAUGACUAAAAAUAUUUUGUUUGAGAUUAUAUUGUAAUUAAAUGAAUUACAUGCAUAAUAUUAUAUAAGUACAUUUAUAUGUUGAUUUUUAAUGUCAUUUAUAAUCCUACUAAAGUUGAUUUGGCCUAGAUCUAAUAUCUUUUUCUGAAGACAUGAUUAACCAGAUUUCUUUAUUAGCAAUAUAUGGAUGGUUAAUUACCUUUAAAACAGGACUAGUUUCAGCUGUAUCAUGAUUGGAUGAAAUUUGCAGUACUAUAAUAUCGUUUCAGCCAAUCAGAUAUAUUUGACCUAUCUGAUGGGUUAAAUGUCCAUUCUUGAUAUUUUUGCCUCUGCUAUUAAGGGAAAACUGGUUUUAACCUUCUACAGCUUUUUGUUAAUUAUGAAAUGUUAAAUCUUGUGAAUAUAUAAAUAUUAUAAUAUGGUAUAUGUAGAAUGUAAGUUAAAAUUUAGACGACUUGUAUUAUAACUUAGAUACGGGUCUUAAUUAUUAAUUCUUAUUGUUUCAUUUUGUUGUGUAGGGUCGCGGGAAUUUGACGGUUGUAUUCAUGUGAAGUCUGAUAUAAUAAACUUACGUCAAAACUUCAUUGAUUGUAAACUUUUAUUUUUAUUUGAGGUUUUAAUUUCCUUUUCAUUUGAUUUUUGACAAAUCCAAGCAUUGUGAUGGUCUAUUUGGGCCUCUUAAAAUAUAAAGAAAGUUUAAAUAUAUUAUUGGUAUUCUGGAUACAACCCUAACUUUUACGAGACUACAUGUUUGUAAAUUAAGGUAGUCGAGUCUAGUCGACUUACUCUUUUAUUUUGUAUAAAAAUAACAAUAGUUUUAUAGAACAUCAUCCCUCAUUUCCUUUAAUCUUAAAACUUUCCAUUUAUAAAUAGCUAAGGGAGCGUAACACUAUUUAUUGACAAUCCACCCACCAACAAAAUGAGAAUAUUUUUAUUUGUUAACCUAUCAGUUGUAGAAAUUGAAUCAACAUCCAUUUCUAUAACUGGUCGGAUUGUUGAAUAAGUUUUUUCACAUACAGCAGUAGAUUUUUCUCCAACAAGCUUAUGCAAAAAUGCAGAACUCUUUUUAAAGCAGAACUACACAAAUAGCUCAUUUCAGAAAAAUAUAUUAAUCUAUCUGUUAGUCUCAAUAAUCCAGUCCUAUAGUUAAAUUCAAAUUCUUGAAAUCGAAAGAAUGGUUUAGCAAGACUAUCCCAUUUCCUGAAGUUAAUUUAUAUGGAAAAGACUUAACCAGAAUAUUAGUGAUAUUAGUCAUUAUAUGUUUUAUCAUUUACAGAUUUAAUAACCUCUGAAAAUAAAUCAUAUACAUGUAUAUACAAUUUGUUAUAGACACAAGAAAUUCAGAUAUCAAUAUAUAUAUAUAUAUUUGGAUGGCUUACAUCUGUAUUGGCUAUGGCUUAACUGAUAUUAAUAUAUAUGUUGUCCCUUGGCAGAUAUUGUUUUUGUAUUACAAAAGAUUAAAACAUUAUAUGUAGGACUACAGCCAUAUGUCCUAGUUUUAGGGACAAAAGGAUGAGACAUUAAAGAAAUAGGAGAGAUCUGCAGCAAUGAGCAGCAGCACUAGAGCAGACAUGAAGUUGUGAUGAAGCAGAUUGUAGUUUAUAUAAAAGUAUAUGCUAGCCUCAAAUUUGUCACUUAUUUACUUGUCUUGCCUACAGGAGGGUUCGUGAUUGUCCCUAACAGACAAAUGACAUCCCUAAUUUAGAAAGAAAAUGAAAUGUGUUUAUUUAUUUUAAAAAGUAUCUAUUAAAAUCAGUAUUAACUGUAGUGUAAUAAUUCAGUUUAUUUUAUUUUGUUUUAUAUAUUUUUUUAAUUCAUAUUUAAAUUAUUUUAAUACUGUUUACUGAAUACAUCUAUUAUUUUGUUGGCAACAGGACUGCAGAAUUUCAUGCAGUAAAUUUUAAGUUUUGAAAGGACAUGCACCUUCUGAUUUGGGAGAAAAAUUGAAAUUAUUGACGUUUUGGUCUGUUUUAAGAGAUGUUUCUCGUUUUUUAACAUACCAAGGUUAAACCAAUGUUGUGAGAUUGAGAUAUGUAAAAUCAACACCUUUAAGGUUUGGAGUUAGUUAAAUGUGUAUCAUUUUGCUUCUGUAUUUAUUUCGAAUGAAGCAUUGGAUACACAAUGGUGUCCAGGUUUAUUUUACCCAUUUAAAAAAACCUGACAGGAUUCAAACCAUGUUUUAAGGUUCACCAAAGUGGGCCUGAUUUAAGCCAUGUUGCAAGGCUGAACUUUAGCCUUGCUAUAAAGUGAACCUAUUUUAGCCAUGUUAUUAAGUGAGCCUAUUUUAAGCCAUGUUAUAAAGUGAGCCUAAUUUAAGCCAUGUUAUAAGAAAUUGUAUCUGCAUGUAUUGUAUAUUUUGAUUGAAUAAAAUUACAUUGUUUCUAGUCAUAAAACAA